AUGGGAAGUAUUUUACCAAUUAGUGAUCUAAGGUUAUGUAAGACGAUACCUUUCCAAAAAAGUGAUAUUUAUGGUGUUUUACCAUUUGUGACGUCUGAAGUUUUGAGAGGCGAACCUUAUAGUUUUGCUAAUGAUAUAUAUAGUUUUGCCAUGAUUAUGUGGGAAUUUAUAUCUGGAGUUCUUCCAUUUGAUAAUCAAGCUCAUGAUUUUCAACUUGCUUUAGAUAUUUGUAAGGGUAAACGUCCAGAAAUUAUUGAAAAUACACCACAAUGUUAUAUAAAUCUAAUGAAGAGAUGUUGGAAUAUGGACCCAUUCAAAAGACCUAAUACUUUAGAAAUAAUUACUAUCAUCAAAAGAGAACUACCCGGAGGUACUGACAAAGAUUUUGUGAUCACAUGA
This is a messenger RNA of Funneliformis geosporum, 399 nucleotides long. NCBI's taxonomy places the organism in Eukaryota, Fungi, Glomeromycota, Glomeromycetes, Glomerales, Glomeraceae. The record is from the annotation of a GenBank genome assembly.